Messenger RNA from Cannabis sativa, 1332 nucleotides. RefSeq lists its product as uncharacterized. Bases 1 to 1332 code for a protein of 443 amino acids. The transcript has 4 exons. NCBI's taxonomy places the organism in Eukaryota, Viridiplantae, Streptophyta, Magnoliopsida, Rosales, Cannabaceae. The record is from RefSeq and is a predicted model, not a curated record.
AUGGAGUUGCCCUCGGGCGAGGUUAUGAUAUCAUCUAGAGGAGUGCGGGAUGCGCCAAUAAGGAUUACUGACAAAGAACUUAGUGGAUAUCUGAUAGAGCUGGAGAUGAGGGAUUACGAUCUUAUCUUGGGUAUGGAUUGGCUAUCACGACAUGGAGCAACAAUAGAUUGCCGAAAGAGGACAGUGACUUUCACCCCUGAAUCUGGAGAGGCAUUCAUAUUUGAAGGAAUCAAAGUCAAGUCAAGCUUACCGCUAGUUACAGCCCUGAAGGCACAAAGGAUGAUAUGUGCAGGAUGUCAAGCAUACUUGGCCAGCAUAGUAGACAAGUCAAGAGAAACCCCCCUCAAGCCAGAGAAUGUCCACAUAGUAUGUGAAUUCGAAGAAGUUUUUCCGAAAGACCUUCCAGGGCUACCCCCAGAUAGAGAGAUAGAAUUUGUUAUUGAGUUAGCGUCAAGCACAGCACCAAUCUCGAGGGCUCGAUACCGCAUUGCUCCCAAUGAAUUAAAGGAAUUGAAGGCUCAACUACAAGAUCUUUUAGACAAGGGGUUCAUUAGACCAAGUUACUCACCUUGGGCAACCUUCAUGGAUUUAAUGAAUAGAGUCUUCAAGGAAUAUCUUGACAAGUUUGUGGUGGUAUUCAUUGAUGACAUACUCAUUUAUUCAAGGACAAUGGAAGAGCACGAGGAGCACUUAAGGCUAACUCUAAGAAGACUCAAAGAGCACCAAUUGUAUGCCAAAUUCAAAAAGUGUGAGUUUUGGUUGGAGAAAGUGGCGUUUCUAGGCCAUAUAGUGUCCAAAGAUGGGGUAGAGGUGGACCCUACGAAAAUUGAAGCAGUGAAGAGCUGGACAAAACCAAAAACCGCAAGUGAGAUUCGGAGUUUCCUCGGACUAGCUGGAUAUUAUAGGAGAUUCGUUGAAGGGUUCCCAAAAAUAGCCACACCGUUGACGAAUUUGACUCGAAAGCAACAAAAAUUUGCAUGGACAGAUAAAUGUGAGGAAAGCUUUCAGACAUUGAAAGAUAAACUCAUAACAGCACCCAAUGAGAAGGUGGUAGCCUAUGCCUCUAGACAGCUAAAGGAGUAUGAGACAAGGUACCCAACUCAUGACUUAGAGUUGGCAGCAUUGAAGGAGCUCAAAAUGAGAAAGAGGCGGUUGUUGGAACUGGUAAAAGAUUACGAUUGUGAGAUACUGUACCAUCCUGGAAAGGCUAAUGUAGUGGCGGAUGCACUUAGCAGACACAACUAUGCAAGCUUAUCAAUGUUAAGGGCAUUAAAAGUGCCGUUGCAACAGGAAAUCAAGAGAUCUAGAAUAGAGUUAGUAACUAAAAGCUAG